This is a messenger RNA of Protomyces lactucae-debilis, 3790 nucleotides long. RefSeq names its product IKI3 family-domain-containing protein. Gene Ontology annotation, biological process: tRNA wobble base 5-methoxycarbonylmethyl-2-thiouridinylation. The coding region runs from base 101 to 3769 and encodes 1222 amino acids. Gene Ontology annotation, molecular function: tRNA binding; protein binding. Gene Ontology annotation, cellular component: cytosol; elongator holoenzyme complex. NCBI's taxonomy places the organism in Eukaryota, Fungi, Ascomycota, Taphrinomycetes, Taphrinales, Protomycetaceae. The record is from RefSeq and is a predicted model, not a curated record. The transcript has a single exon.
AGUAGAACAACGACUGGUUACGACGAGGUCUGAUCUUGCUGUGCUACAUAGAAUGUGCUAAACAGACUCUCUUCUGCUAUAUCUAAGCUCAUCUACCAAAAUGCGAAAUCUCAUUCAAACAAGCUACAAAGCUCAUGCUGUGCAGGCUCAAGACCCAAGAUGCAGUUGCUACAUGAACGAUGCAGUCAUCGUGGCAGGCAAGCAUGGGCCAGAUCUUGUGGUCGAGCAAAUCUCACCUACCUAUCAAGCACUAGGUGCUGUUUCUGCUGCAUCACUUGAACGCGAUGCAGAUGCCAUCCAUAUCCACUACCUGGAGGAGGAAGACCAGCUCUGUGUCUUUUCACGGCAAGGCGACAUCUUCCUCUUUGAGACAAAGACAGGCACUGCAGAUAUUAUUGGCAGUAUCGAUGCAGCUAUCUUGCAAGUAAGCUGGUCACCAGACGGCGACAUCAUUGCCCUAGCAACACAAGACAAACUCACCCUCCUCACACGCACCUUUGAAACACUCGCAGAAUGUAGCCUCGCAAGGAGCGACCUACGACAAUCCGCCAAUCAAGUCUCUGUUGGUUGGGGACGUGCAGAAACGCAGUUCCGUGGGAAACACGCACCGCGCGAUCCAACUCUUCCUGAACGCGUCGACGCUGGUUGUCUUGCGGAAGAGGAUGAUUUAUCUGUACAGCUAAGCUGGCGUGGCGAUGGUCAAUGGCUAGCGCAUUCCUCGGUGCAGCACGAUCGUCGAGUCAUUCGUGUGUACUCACGCGAAGGCAUUCUCGAGAGUACCUCGGAGGCGGUCGACUAUCAAACGCAGCCUCUCUCCUGGAAACCCAACGGUGCAGUGAUUGCGAGUGUGCAAAAGACGCAAGCAUUACAGCAAGUCAUCUUUUUCGAAAAGAAUGGAUUGAGACAUGGUGAAUUUACUGUGAGAAAUCAGUCAAGCAGCGUCAACGGACUCCACUGGAACGCUGACGGUACCGUCCUUGCUGUGCAGUAUGCCGAUAGCGUCGAACUGUACACUGCUUCAAAUUAUCACUACUCCCUCAAAGCCCUUCUGCCUGUUCCUCAAACGGCACAUUCGCGAUUUCAAUGGCAUCCGGAGGAACCCCUGCGCUGCCACAUUCUCGCCGACUCAGCAUGUCAUGCAAUAUCCUUCAAGUCAGACACCCUCAUUCAACAGCCAACCCUCAUCAAUGAUCUCGGACUCGUCUGCAUGAUUGACGGUGCGAAUCUGGGCUUGACGCCCAUUAAACUCGCUAACGUCCCACCUCCCAUGGCAUAUGCCACACUACCACUACAAAAAGGGACACCGCGACAUGUCUCCAUCCGGGAAGAUGCAAGCAUGAUGGCUGUUCUGUAUGCUGAUUCUGUGGAACUGUACAAGCUCAACAUCGAAGAACUCUCCCUUGGAGCCCUUGUCUCGUCGUUGCCGUUGACCUGUCCCGAGCACGUCUGGCCCUUGCAAGUCGUUUUGACAAGCACAGGUCGUGUGAUUGUCCUACUGUCUUCCUCAGAACUACUAGACCUAGGCCAAGAAAACGACACAGCCGCUCAGACAAUCUCGCUUGCUGUGCCAAGCCUGGCAAUGACAGCAGCCGGCGAUGGUUGUAUUGUACAGACAACCGAAGGCAAGCUGGAACUCUACAGCGACGCACUCACUUCCUUUGGAGCAUUCCCAGAGCCUUGUCCACGUUUUGCAGUCUCAAGCAGGCCGGAAGGUUCAAUGGCAUUCGGUCUGUCUGACGGAGGCAAGCUCUACGCACACCAGCGUCACUUGACAAGCGGUGUCACGUCUCACCUGGUACUCGGCCGACUUCUCGCGUACACAACCACAACACACCUCCACUUCAUCCACAUCACAGACUCCACCGAAACCCUACGCCUCCCAGCAGCAGAAAGCAGUGAUGAACGCUCAAGACAAAUCGAUCGCGGCUCAUUGCUCGUUUGUGCGUGUUUGACGGCAGAUUCAGUGACGCUACAAGCACCUCGCGGCAAUCUCGAGACCGUCUACCCACGACUCCUCGUCCUGGCUGGUAUACGCAAAGCCAUUGAUGCAGGCGAUUGGCGGCAUGCGUGGCAAAAAGCAAAGAUUCAUCGCAUCAAUCCAAACAUCAUGUGUGAUUAUGACUUGUUGGCGUUUUUGUCGCAGAUGGAUGAGUUUGUUGCAGCACUCGAGACUGCCUCGGAGCUCGAUAUUUUCCUGAGUGCACUCAAGGCGGAGAAUGUAUCAGAUACGAUGUAUCUCUCUACAUUUCCCACAGACACGCCCGUCCAUGCCCACACCGUGCCUGACAAAGUAUCGACAAUUUGCAACCAAAUGCUCACGCUCCUACAAGAAAAGUACAGAUCCACCCAUCUCACCAGUAUCCUAACGGCGCACCUCUCAAAACAGCCCGCGGAUCCAGACUCGGCGCUCUUAUUGGUUUCUGCAUUACGGGAGCAUGAACGGGAAGAGGCCAUCCAACACAUGUGUUUCCUCGCUGAUGCGCAUCAACUCCAUCAACGAGCAUUAGGCUUGUAUGACCUUAAAUUGGCACUCUUGCUCGCUCAGCAAAGUCAAAAAGAUCCACGCGAAUAUGUUCCAUUCCUGCAAUCCAUCCAGCGACUCACGCCGCUUCGACAAAAAUUCACGCUAGACGAUCAUCUCGAGCGGUACGGUAAAGCACUCUGCAGUCUGCUGGCCAUGACCCCAUCAACUGAAUACUGGCAAGAAGCACUACGCUACAUACGACUGCAUCAGUUAUGGGACACAUGCUUGGCUGCCCUGCGAUCAGACCGCGAACGUUACCUCAUUGCUGUUGCAGCGUAUGCUCAAGAGUUGGAGGAGCGGCGUGAUUUCAGCGAAGCCGGUGCAGCGUUUGAGCUUGUGGGUAAGCGAGCUGAAGCAUCGCAUUGCUAUACACUCUCAGGACAUUGGCAAGAAGCAUUGCAGACUGCACUGCUGGCAGACCUCGAUACGCAGACGCUUGCACAGCGACUUGCAGAUGAUCUCGUUGAACAACGACGUUUCACGGACGCAGCUGUCGUGUACCGCGAUUGGCUACAUGACCCAGACGCUGCCAUUCGUUUCUUUGGCCAGGCUUUUGAUUUCACUUCCAGCUUGCUCCUCGCUGGUUCUGCCGCUCGUAUCGAUCAACUUGUCAAGCCUACCCUGCGCGAAGGAUUCAGCCACAUCAGUGCUUUGCUCGCAGAGAUGAAGUCACAGCUUGAAGCACAAUUGCCACGUCUAGCAGAGGUCCGUCAAAAACGUCUCGACCAACCAGACGACUAUUUCGAUGGUCGAGAGGGCGGCGAGGAUGCAGAGCAGAGUGGUGCGCCGGAUAAUGUCUCGCUUGCCGGUACCGAUGCGACUUCCUCGACACAGCAUUCGAUGUUCACGCGGUACACCGAUCUCACUGGCAAAACGGGCAGUACGAGCAUGUCGAGACGUUCAGGCAAAGCCAAGCGUCGCAUGGAACGGCAGCGUGCGCGUGGUAAGAAAGGAACCAUUUGGGAGGAAGAGUACCUCGUCAACUCCAUCCGUCGUCUCAUGGAGCGACUCGAGUCGAACGUCCGUCAUGAUGCACGGAAACUCGUCAUGGGACUCGUCCGGUGUGGUAUGCUUGUUGAAGCGGGCGAGGUGCAGAAAGCGGCCGUGUCCCUUAUUCACAUGGCUCGGGAGAGCAUGGAUGCCGUGUUUGUGGGCAUCUUGACCUUGCCGCAAGAACUUCAACGCGCAAUGGGGGAACGGCCCGUCUUGCAGGCCUUUGAAGUGACAACACUCGUAGCAUCUUAAUGUCCUAUACAAAGAGAGCCU